AUGGCGGCAUCCGUGAGCAGCGCCUGGGGCUUGGCAAGGCCGCCCAAAGUGGAGCCCCGCACGAGGGCUUGCCAGGCCUUCCAGUCUGUCACAGCAGAGCGCGGCUUCCUGCCGCAAAGCGAUCCUUUGACUCGGCUGAGCGACCCGCAGUACGCUGCAUGGGAGGAUGCGCUCGACCAGCUGCCCAAGUAUGCAGUGGCGGCGGGGCGGGGCGAGCUGCGCGCCUGGCUGCUCUCGCUGCCUGCGUUCCCUACAGAGGCAGCCGUGGCUGGCGGCAGCGAUGAGCUGUGGCGCACCUACCUCCUGCUGUCCUUCCUGGCACAUGGCUACAUGUGGUGCGACGGCCCCGGCACACCCAGCGUGCUGCCCGCCGGCCUGGCGGCGCCCUGGUGCGCCGUGGCAGCCGCGCUGGACAUGCCGCCCGUGCUGGUGUAUGCCACCUACAACCUGGCCAACUGGCGGCGCCUGGACCCAGCCGCUCCCGUGCAGCUGGGCAACAUCUGCUGCCUGCACAACUUCCUGGGGGGCAUCGAUGAGGAGUGGUUCAGGCUGAUCCAUGUCGCCAUCGAGGCGCAGGCCGCGCCCGCCAUGGUGGCGCUGCCGGCGGGCCAGGCGGCGGCGGCAGCGGGCGAUGUGGCAGGCGUGCGGCUGACGCUGGAGGCCAUCACUGCGGCCCUGGUGGCCAUGCAGGCCACGCUGGAGCGCAUGGGGGAGAAGUGCGACCCACAUGUCUACUACCGGCGCUUGCGCCUGCCCAUGAGCGGCUGGCGCAACAACCCCGCGCUGCCGGGCGGGCUGGUGUACGAGUCGCAGUAUGGGGGGCAGCCGCAGCAGCUGUACGGCGAGACAGGGGCUCAGAGCGCCGUCCUGCACGCGCUGGACGCUGCGCUGGGCAUCCGACACGACCCCUCCUCCUGGCUGCGGGCCUACCUGCUGGACAUGCGGCGCCACAUGCCGCCCGCGCACCGCGCCUACGUGGCGUCGCUCGAGGCGGGGCCCUCGCUGCGGCAGGCCGCCGAGGCGCAGCCUGGCAGUCUCAAGCCUGCUUACAACGAGUGUGUGCAUGAGCUGGAGAAGUUCCGGUCCCAGCACAAGGCCUUUGCCUUCAACUACAUUGCCAAGCACAGCCAGCGAGCGGACGAGACGGGGACGGGCGGCAGCGACUUCAUGCCAGCGCUCGCAGGGUACCGAGACGCCACCAGCCAGCACCGCCUGGCGUGA
Molecule: messenger RNA, 1221 nt
Organism: Chlorella variabilis
Lineage: Eukaryota; Viridiplantae; Chlorophyta; Trebouxiophyceae; Chlorellales; Chlorellaceae
Exons: 7
Coding region: 1-1221 (406 amino acids)
Molecular function (GO): metal ion binding; heme binding
Source: RefSeq, a predicted model, not a curated record